Molecule: messenger RNA, 2311 nt
Organism: Meira miltonrushii
Lineage: Eukaryota; Fungi; Basidiomycota; Exobasidiomycetes; Exobasidiales; Brachybasidiaceae
Exons: 1
Coding region: 168-2279 (703 amino acids)
Biological process (GO): RNA polymerase I preinitiation complex assembly; nucleolar large rRNA transcription by RNA polymerase I
Cellular component (GO): RNA polymerase I core factor complex; RNA polymerase transcription factor SL1 complex
Molecular function (GO): RNA polymerase I core promoter sequence-specific DNA binding
Source: RefSeq, a predicted model, not a curated record
CUGGUGAACAAGUUGAUUCAUUACGUAAGAUCAUACGCGUAAAGAGGGACGAGCGUUUCGCACGCGUUACGGGGAUUAACCUAAAAUUAUAUUCAAGCAAGACAAUGUCGAGAACAACACUUUCUCUUCAUACUAUGGAUCUCAUCAUGUGUUCUGGCUAGGCCAUCAUGUCGUCAUCUUCAUACGAUACUGGGAUGAGGGGUAGCAGUAGUAUGGGAGGAGGCGAGGGAGGAUCAUCAUCACAAAGGCUGCGAAAAAAGAUGGCAAGACCGCGUUGUCCAUUAUGUGGUUCACGUAGAUUUCGACGUGAUCCAGAUACUUCAAUGGUUGUCUGUGAUCAAGGUCAUGUUUUGCAAGGCUUUCGUGAAGAGACUGCUGAUGAUGGUGAAUCGUUUGAUCCUUCUCAAAACUUGUCACAACGAACAAGGAGAAGGUUACGCGUUGGUGGAAAUGGAUAUGUGAACAAGAAGCGAAGAAGUACGGCAAUACGAGGAACCUGGUCAGCAGAGCGAGCACGGUAUCUGUUCUAUCAAUGCUUGCAGGUCAUUCUCCGUCUCCAAAUUGAGGCUGUCAAGGAACAUCUCCCUAGUUGCCCUGGCGAAGACUUGGAGGCAGUCUGUCGUGAUUUAUGGGCAUUCUAUGUUUCAAUGCAAGAUAAGCUCCAACCUCAACCUUAUCUCGAAGCAAGUGAAGAUGCCGGGAUGCAGAUCAAAGGGAAGGAAAAAAGAAGCAUAUCAAUGGAACGUGCAAAACAAGCCGAAAGGGAGGCCAUGCUACAAGAAGAGGAAGAUGAAUCACAAAGAUUCGAUGAUCAAUUACGCUUGCUCGGGUUGGCAGAAGACGGAGAGGAAACGGAUGAUCUUGUCUCAACGGAUGCAGGCGAGACUUCCGCAGUGGAUACGGACGAUGAAGGAUUGGCGAAUGGGCAACGAAGUGGAGGAGAUGAGAGUAGAAGAGGGUAUGUUAAAUCCGGCGCAAAGAAUCUCACGACUUUGACAUGUAUCGUCUAUCUUGGACUGAUCACACUCCGAGUGCCUAUACGAUGGAACGAUCUACGCCUCCUUCUGAUUGAACAAAAGAUACCCUUUCUUCAUGCCAUUUACCAACUUCCUCGACCAAUGACCAAAGCUUUACCCUAUCGAUAUGCUGAGAGAUUGGAUGGCAAGAAGGUUCCUUCUAUUGACAAACUCCAUCACGUUUCCGUCAGACUUGCAAAUGAUCUUCACAAUAAGUUCAGCAUCAAGUUUCCCGAAAUGAAUGCACUGCCAAUGCUAUGGCGAUGCACGCAAGAUCUUCUACUUCCGCCUACUGUAUACUGUGCAGCGAAACGGUUGAUUGCAUAUUGCGAGAUCCCCCUCGUUGCCGUUCAAGAAUCAUGUUCGACGCUAUCCCUCGAUCAGGAAAAGCCACCACAACGAAAUCGAAAGGCUUCAUUGAUGUUAGAUGGAAGAUUGGCAGUAAGUCUGCAAUAUACAUCUGUACCUCGUGAAGUGGUUCUGAUGGCUUCGCUGAUUUUGAUGAUCAAGAUGCGUUAUGGGUUGGAUGGAGAAGAGCGUUUUGAAGAGCCUCAGAUUGCGGAUAUUUGGUCCGGAUGUCCUCCUCUCGAUCCUUGGCUGGCAGCGUUAGAAGUGCAACAAGCCAGAGGUGAAACUCAAUUUCCCGCUUUGGCAGAUCCAGAUUCUGUCAAGAUUGACGAAAUGACAAACGAUCAAUUGGACGCUUAUCUCGAUUACGCUGAAGAUAAGCUCAUCUUGGAAGAUCAUCCAAAUGCCCUACAUCGACGUCAUACAGGCAAGAUUGAUGAUCUUUUGGCGUGUGGUGCAGGAUUGACUUCAAUCAACGGAAGGAACGACAUCCAUGAAAACGGCAAUCAUGAUCAGAGUGAUAUCCUGUCACAAUUAUACAAGGACAAAAAACAACUUUACCCACACUUGAUCACAUUGAACGAUGACCAACUUCGACCAGGCGAUGCUCAUUUUGUAUAUAAUCGAAUGAUCUCCUCUGGCACAGCAGCAGAUGCCCAAUCUCCUUGGGAAUCAGGCUGGGUGCAUGAUCAAUAUGCCAAGGUACUGCAGUAUGCUGCCAAAGCGAUCGGAAUCGAGACCUACAUCUUGGCAGAUACUGUUUAUGCUUUAGAGAUGAGGUUGGUCUACUUACUGCAAGAUCGCAGGACGGAAAGACAAAAGGCACAACAACCCGCAAAGAGCCAAAAGAAGGCUGAACGUAGACAAAGCGGUGCACAAUCUACGGAAGAAGAACAGCUGACUGAUGACGAAUGAUUUCAUCAGACACAUUGUACAUCGAUAUAUAG